Hypanus sabinus (Atlantic stingray) is the source of this 3687-nucleotide messenger RNA. It is a transcript of the gene arhgap24, whose product is annotated as Rho GTPase activating protein 24. Bases 470 to 2719 code for a protein of 749 amino acids. Gene Ontology annotation, molecular function: GTPase activator activity. Gene Ontology annotation, biological process: negative regulation of ruffle assembly; wound healing, spreading of epidermal cells; signal transduction. Lineage: Eukaryota; Metazoa; Chordata; Chondrichthyes; Myliobatiformes; Dasyatidae. The transcript has 10 exons. The record is from RefSeq and is a predicted model, not a curated record. Gene Ontology annotation, cellular component: focal adhesion.
CAUCGGCUGCCAGCUGCCCGUGAAACCUGAGACCAGAGGCUGAGGUCUGUCAGUCCAGACCCGGACGGCUGCACACACAGACGCAGACAUGAGACAAGCAAACACACUCAGUCUGUCUCUGCCCCAGUGAACUCUGCAAACUCUGGUACUUACUCAGAGGAUGCCACCGGACUCCAGAGCUGUAAAUAAGGCGGUAGGACAAUAGCCCCCGCCCCACCCCCACCUUUUCUGCACCCCUUGGGACUCCGUCGGUGCAGGCGGUCUCAACUGACAGAAGGGGACAAAACUUUUCACUGAAGAGACAGCUGAUUUUAGAUCUACUUCCUCUCCGGACUAUUCUCGCAGCUGCAGAGUUCAUGGCUGUGGAUUGUUGUGGUGUGUGAGCAGCUCUCCCCUCUUGUCUCUCGUUCCCACCUCUGCUCCGGUCCACUCUCAUCGUCAAUCCCACGGAAAAUCCAUCAGUCUAAUAAUGGAUGAUCAGGUUGGCUCCUUGGACAGAACCCAAUCUGCGAAAUCCAGGCAAAAUGUCAUUAAAUGUGGAUGGCUGAGGAAGCAAGGGGGCUUUGUUAAGACUUGGCACACCCGAUGGUUCGUGCUGAAGGGGGACCAGCUACACUACUAUAAGGAUGAAGAUGAAAGUAGACCGCUGGGAACUAUUUUCUUGCCUGGAAAUAAUGUCACCGAACAUUCAUAUAAUGGAGAUGAGUCAAGGAAAUUCCUUUUUGAAAUCGUUCCAGGUGGAGAUCGCGAUCGGAUGACCACCAAUCAUGAAACGUACCUCCUCAUGGCUAGUGCACAGAAUGACAUGGAAGACUGGGUGAAGACCAUUCGCAGAGUGAUCUGGGCGCCUUUUGGUGGAGGUAUCUUUGGCCAGCGGCUUGAGGAGACUGUCCGAUAUGAACGACGGUAUGGCAUGCGCUUGGCCCCGACACUUGUGGAGCAGUGCGCGGACUUCAUCCGUCAGCGAGGACUGAAGGAAGAAGGUCUUUUCCGGCUACCUGGUCAGGCUAAUCUAGUGAAGGAGUUGCAAGAAGCCUUUGACUGUGGUGAGAAGCCAUUGUUUGACAGCAAUACAGAUGUGCACACUGUGGCGUCAUUGCUCAAGCUGUAUCUGCGGGAGCUGCCAGAGCCUGUCAUCCCCUAUGCUAAGUAUGAUGAGUUCCUCUUGUGUGCCAAACUCCUCACCAAAGAACAAGAGACUGGGAUGAAGGAGCUCAUCAAACAGGUGAAGACCCUCCCUCCUGUGAACUUCAACUUACUCAAGUAUAUCUGCAGGUUCUUGGAUGAGGUCCAGUCUUACUCAGAUGUAAACAAAAUGAGUGUUCAGAACCUGGGAACAGUGUUCGGGCCAAACAUAUUGCGUCCAAAGGUUGAAGAUCCAGUUACAAUUAUGGAAGGUACAAUCCUCGUUCAACAGUUAAUGUCGGUAUUCAUAAGUGAACACAAGAAUUUAUUUCCCAAAGAUGGAGAGGAGAUUCAAGGCAGGCAGGAUGGCUGCAACAAUAACAAUGAAGUGCCAAAGAAGUCCUUGGCAGGGUUCUCUCCGCCUGUCAACAAGGAGAAUAAGAAGCCGUUUUCCGAGCCCGUUCGUCAGUGCUCCUGGGAUAACUCAGAGUCGCCAAAAAAAGGUAGCAGUGAGAAUGGAGGCUCUCCUACCACACUGAAUGGAGGAAACAAGUUGAGCAGCAGUCCCAGGAGCAGCCUCGGCAAAGUGGAUGUCAACAGAAGUCCACCGAUCACAGUGAAGAAGAACCCUGCUUAUUCUAAAGGGAGUGGCAUUGUCACCAAUGGUUCCUUCAGCAGCCCCGUGGAAACACAGGAGAAAAUCCAGGCAUUGCCAAACGGGAGCCUGCAGGCCAGGAGGAACUCCUCAUUGAAGGGGAUGGGGACCAAGCUGGGGACCGGCAGCAUGCAGAACGGGGGAGUGAGAAUGGGGGUUUCCAGUGCAGACGUGCUGAAUUCCUCUCUGAACAAUCGAGUUGCGGGCUGGCUGCCCAAUGGGUACGUCACACUGAGGGACAGCAAGGCCAAGGAUGCGGUUAACAGUGAAUCCAUGCAGCACCACAGACUCUCCACCUACGAUAACGUCCAGCUGCAGUUCUCAGCUUCCAACUCAGACGACAAGCAGAGCGUGGACAGUGCCACCUGGUCCACCUCCUCCUGCGAGAUACCCCUGAUGGAGCGCUCCACCUCCUGCCGCUCCUCCACCACCACCUGCCCGGACCAGGACAGUUACGAAGACCCGGCUCUGGAGGGCCCAGUCCACGAAACCUCUUUCCGGACUGACUCAGAGAACAAGUACGAGCGGAGUGGUGCGGGUGGCUGCAGCAGUCGGGCCACAAGCAGUAGCGACAACAGUGACACCUUCGUCUCCAAUGCUUCCACCGGCAACCACAGCGCUUUGCACAGUCUCGUCGCCAGUCUGAAACAAGAGGUUACAAAGCAGAAGAUCGAGUAUGAAGCACGAAUUAAAAGCUUGGAGCAGCGAAACCUUGAGCUGGAGUCUGAGGUAAUGACCCUUCAUGAGGAACUGGACCAGGAAAGGAAGAAGUAUACCAUGGUAGAAAUAAAGAUGAGGAACACAGAGCGUGCACGGGAGGAUGCCGAGAAACGCAAUGAAAUGUUGCAAAAAGAGAUGGAGCAGUUUUUCUCAACCUUUGGUGACCUAACUGUGGAAACACGAAGGUCUGAUCGAAGUAAUACCAUAUGGAUACAGUAAAAAUCCAAAGAUCAGAACAGAAGUUGGGGAAGAGAAGAUCAGGUGACUGGUCACCUGAAUAGAGUUACACUCAAUGACAUUCAAAACCUUGAAGGAUAAAAUGCAUCUCAACUGAACUUGCCAGUAUUUUGAUUGUGUACUUACCACCUUGUUAUAACCUGUAAGCUCCAUGUAAUUAUGUUACUGUUAAAUGUUACAGCUGGUUGUGUAUAUAGCUUAAAUGAAAAAAAAUAUCAGUGGCAUCUAUAUAUCUCAAAGAGAAAAAGAAAUCUUUUAACAAAAGCCUUGUAUUUAAACUGCUAAAGUUAAUAUUGUUGUGUUGCAAUUUAGCUUUUUAUUGAGGCUUUUUAACUUGCACUUAACAUAAGCUAUUUUUUAGCAUUGUGGUACAGUUGACCUGUUUUGUAAUUCAUUCUUUUGUUCCCCUAUCUUUCUGGGGCAAGAAAACUUCGAAGAAUUUAAAGGUUAUGAAAUGGGCAAUGGAAUAUGUAAAGUUAAAUAUUGAAUAGAGUGGCGAUGCUUCAUGUGCCAUUUCAUUUGUUCUUGACCAAAAACAAAGUGUACAUACUUUAUAAAAAUAUAACAGAUAAAUUACCUAAAUCUUUCCAGUGGCUGUACUGCUUUAUAACAGUAUGUAACCUGAUGUACUGUAGUUAAAUUUGUCUUCCUUAAACAUAUCAAGCUUCUAUUUUUACACCACUCCUAUCCAUACUUAAUGCCAGUUCAUGAAAAUGUAAUUAAUGGGGAAAUCCCUACAAAAAAGUUGAAUUGGUCAACUACCAAAGGUUUUCUUUCAGAGUAGAAAGAUCUGAUAAAUGGUACCAUUUUAUUUUAGGCUGAGUGUCUAUUUUAAAAGGUUCCUUCAUAUCUCACUUCAAUAUAAGCUCUUGUGUGAUGUUGAUUAUAGUUAAGUAAAUACCAGAUGGAUGGGUCGAGAGGCAUAACUGAAGCUUAAUGUCAAGUAGACU